Molecule: messenger RNA, 1351 nt
Organism: Eutrema salsugineum
Lineage: Eukaryota; Viridiplantae; Streptophyta; Magnoliopsida; Brassicales; Brassicaceae
Product: nuclear speckle RNA-binding protein B
Exons: 6
Coding region: 189-926 (245 amino acids)
Molecular function (GO): mRNA binding
Source: RefSeq, a predicted model, not a curated record
UGGACAAAAGAAAUUGGAAGAAUUAAACGAAUUAUUAAAUUUCGAUCUGGACAGAAGAACGAGCAAUCGGAAGCAAUAAGCUGCAGCAAUCGAAGCUUUUUUUCUUUCAAAAAAUCGAAAUUAGGGCUUUUCGUUUCUUGAAAUUAGUCUUUUUUUGAUCCCUCGAUAUCUUGUUUCCGUCGCCGUCCAUGGCAGAUGGGUACUGGAACCAGCAGAGACAUCAUCAGCCUCCGAUGUCGUCGAUCCCCCACGGUGGUCCUCCGAAACGUCCCCGCUCUGACUUCGACAAUGAUAUGCACGGUUACUUGUCACGGGAAGAGGAUCGAGGUAUCCCUCAUUCAGUAAAAGAUACCAGAACUAUUGGGUCAGCUUAUGACCGGUAUCUGCAGAGUGUGCAAACGCCUUCUGUGCCAUCUGAAGAAGCUGGUAGGUUUAAUGGUGAUGGCAUGGGAAGACCAGGAGGUAACAGCGUGAUGCCUAGUCCGUCCAUGAAUGAGCUCAUGAAUGGGCGUGGUGGAAUUCUGCCUCCGGAUUUUGGGCCAAAUGGUCGGGCUUUGGGUUUUGGUCAACAAGAUUUAGCUGGUAGGCCUAGCCGGGAACUGCUUCGUCUACCUCCGGAUGCAUCCAACACUUUAUUUGUUGAAGGACUUCCUUCUAAUUGCUCAAGGAGGGAAGUAGCUCAUAUAUUUCGGCCUUUCUUGGGUUAUAGAGAAGUGAGGCUUGUGACCAAAGAUUCAAAGCAAAGGAAUGGAGACCCUAUUGUUCUUUGUUUUGUUGAUUUUGACAAUUCUGCAUGUGCAGCAACUGCUCGUACCGCCCUGCAAGGCUAUAGAAUGGAUGAAGACGACCCUGAUUCCAAGAUUUUGCAAAUCCAAUUUUCCAGAAACCCAGGUCCAAGACCAGGACAACGCGGAGGAAGGAGGUGAUGAGUCAGUGACAUUUGGGCACAUCAACCAAAUGGUAACUUAUUGUUUCUCUAGAACUCAAACAUACUUGACCAUAUAUUCAAAUCCUUAGGAGUACUCUCACUCAAAGAAAUAGAGAUGUAUGGAUAGGCACAAGAGUCUAGGAGAUGAGGUGAUUGGAAUCCAAAGUCUCUCUCACUCUCUCCCUCUCUUCCCUUCUUUUUUCCCCAUCUUCUUGAUAUAUUUAGAGCAUGAUCUUAUUAAUGCUAUCUAUCAUAGUUCGAAUAUUUGUUACAAUCGUUUCCGUUGUAUACAUGGAUUUCAAUAGUGUCCUCAGGGAUUAGUCGUUGUAUUUGUUCAUUAUAGAAUUGGGGACAGAAUCCAAAACAGUGGCUCAUAUUGUAUCUUCUUUUUAACUACCAACGAUUAAGUUUUUUCUUUCCUUA